AAGUAUACUUGCAGAAAAAUACUCAUACGUGCUAUAACCUUGUACAUUAUAGGAUUAAAGGCACAGAGCGACUUCAAAACUGAAGAUUCUUUGUUCCUUAAGCGACAGAGGCGGCGGGUAAUUUUACGGCCACUUCAGGUCUCCAAAAGAGAUUCAUUCUUCAUACCAUAGCAACAUGCACCUAAACAACACCAAAGCAACCAUCAGCUCUUCCAACGCAACACUUUAUUGCCAGUACGCACCUGACCUAACGUGGGACUCAAAUACCUCCACUUUUCCAUGGAUUAUAGCCGUUUUCAUACUCAUUGCUUCACCCCCUACCAUUCUUUUGAACGCGAUGGUGAUCGUAGCCAUAAAGCAAAAGAAAGAGCUACAAAGGCCCUCAAGAAUUAUGUUAUCAAGCCUGGCUGUUACAGAUCUUCUAAUUGGUGCUAUAGUAAUGCCGUUAUCUGUCACUGUUAAUUUCUUAGUAGCGCGUCAAGUUUCGUUUGAUCAUACAUGCAUGUUACUCUUGGUGAAUCCUAACUUAAUGCUGUUUGCCUUCCUGGCUACCUUAAAUCACUUGACGAUUAUUGCUUGGGAGAGGUACGUUGCGAUACAAAAAUGGAUGGACUACAAGUUUACCAUCACAAAUGGCCGCCUCAAAAAACUGGCGAUAGCCGCCUGGCUCUCAGCUCUCCUCGCAGCGCUUCCAAUCUUUAUAACCAUCGUAACCGGUGGGGAUCGUAAAAUUGUGAUAGGCUUGUUUAUGAUGUGGACUUGUGUGGUAGUAACCCUUUUGAUACUCAUAACAUAUUUUUAUCUUAAGGUAUAUCUCGGAAUGCGCCAACAUAAAAUAGACCAAAUCCGCAAAGCUGGAGUCGCCGUUCUCGUGAAUGUGAAGCUUGAAUCCAAAGUUGCCAAGACGACUGGCUUGCUAACUGCUGUAGCAAUAUUCUCCUUUAUCCUAUUUCCUCUUUGUGCCAUUUUGCGAAGCGCUGUUCCAGGCUUGCCUGGAUAUCUCGCUUACCGGCUCACAGAGGCAGUGACGCAGUUGAACUCUCUAUUUAAUCCUCUGCUUUAUUGUUAUAGAGACAGCCAUUUCAGGAAUGCUAUUCGCGAGCUUUUACACAUAAAGAAGCCUCAAACAAUCCAGCCAACAGUUCCUGCCGUUCCAUUUCCCAGGCAAAGGGAUCUGUUUGGGUCGGCAGAGCUGGACAACGUGGAAAAACCUUCUCCGCGUGUAGCACUAUCGGGAUCCUGCAAUCUCCCGCUGGUUUUAGACUCUGCUAAUAGAACACCAAGUGAAGCCAUAUUGAAGAAGUCGUCGUCUGCUCCCCAGUUGAUAAAUGCAGCAGCUCCUUAGUUGAAUGGCUUAAAGUUGCAACAACCAAUUUUUAUCGUGGCAACCACUGCAGCAAUCCAUGCUGAUAGUGGCAAGCAAAAUAAAGCGAGAGAAAACAAUCCUCAAAGUGUGGAAGAUGCUAAGAAGCCUGUUGUUGCACCACAUCUAAUUAGGAAUAUUAGUCAAGAUCGAAAUCCAGAAACGAUAUAAGUAUUUCCAACGUGAAAUUUGCUAAUCUCGAGCAUUUCGAAGCGGAAAGACCCAAGGCCCAAAAGAAAGACCCAGAACAGAGUUAUUGGUCCCAGUUAAAGCAUCGACGGUCCAGACAAAAGGUGCGAAUGGCAGUAGCAGGUCAUAGAACAUGAAAAAACGCAUACUACCUAAUGCAAAGAUUUUACUUAAUUUGUGAUUCAAGACCCAAAUUGAUCAUUACCCGGAUCACAUGUAGCCAGUGGCUCAUUGAUCCGUCUAAAACGCAUGAUGCUGUGCGUAAUGCUGUCGAUUAACAGCUUGGGGUUGUUUUUAAUUCCCCUUUCGACUCCAGUUCUUGGACUGUGUGCAUUUGCCCAGCUGGACUUGACCAAUCUCGUUCCAGAGGCCACGAAUUGUUAAGGCCAAUACCGAGAACCGACACUUAUAGGAGGAACUGGAGGGUUAGCCAGCAUUAAGCCCAGUUUAAACAUCGAGUUUUACAUGCGCCGAGCCUGAUAUUAAGUAUAAUAGAACGGCACAAAUUCGACUUGGACUCAUAACUACCUAUUAAUCGAGCGCGAGGUCUUCAUGAGCAAAAUCUCAAACCGAGACCUCGGCGAGGCAAGGCCGAGGCAAGGCAAGGCAAGACCUUGGCAAGGCAAGGCCGAGGGUUGAGAUUUUCCCAUAAAGUUCGGACGUUCGACGUUAAUAACUUGUUUAUUGUAUGGCUUUUUGCUUUGCUUUUACGGUCCCAUAACUGAAUCGUGGGCAUUACGGGAGAAUAAUGCCUUAGAAUUUGCCAAUC
Messenger RNA from Orbicella faveolata, 2321 nucleotides. Its product is annotated as trace amine-associated receptor 5-like. NCBI's taxonomy places the organism in Eukaryota, Metazoa, Cnidaria, Anthozoa, Scleractinia, Merulinidae. Gene Ontology annotation, biological process: G protein-coupled receptor signaling pathway. Gene Ontology annotation, cellular component: membrane. The record is from RefSeq and is a predicted model, not a curated record. Gene Ontology annotation, molecular function: G protein-coupled receptor activity.